Molecule: messenger RNA, 2719 nt
Organism: Ruditapes philippinarum (Manila clam)
Lineage: Eukaryota; Metazoa; Mollusca; Bivalvia; Venerida; Veneridae
Product: receptor-type tyrosine-protein phosphatase kappa-like
Exons: 20
Coding region: 492-2648 (718 amino acids)
Biological process (GO): protein dephosphorylation
Molecular function (GO): protein tyrosine phosphatase activity; protein binding
Source: RefSeq, a predicted model, not a curated record
UCCAGGUUCGCCACGACCGUCACUUGAUAGCAUAUUCCCCAAUAAGAUCGCAGCUGCUCAGUAUACAAAUAAGAUUAUGAAUUUUGUUGCUUAUGAAUACUUGGAUGAAGAAAAUAAAACGGAAUUUAUGUGGUUCCACAAAAAUGUUGCAAUCGAAAGAAAUGAUGAAAAGUUUGAAAUAUUCACAAGUGGAUUAAAUUCUAGCCUUUCAGUUAGAAACAUUACACAAAUAGAUUUUGGAGAAUAUAGCGUCAAAGUGUCAAACACCAUAGGAGAGUAUAUUCAUCACUAUGUGUUGCAAGCAGAAGAUAAGCCAGAUGUGCCUAUUAAUUUAACGUAUAAAUCGGGAUCAAUCACUGAAUCGUCAGUAAACAUUGGUUUGGACUCCAGGUUUUGAUGGUGGCUUUCCACAGACUUUCAUUUUGUUAUAUCAGUACCAUCAGGAGGAGAAGUGGCAUAGUGUUCAAGUUCAGGAUUCAAAUGAACAGGCAAUGGACUAUACAUUAACUGGCUUGUUGAGUUCUAAAGUGUAUAAUAUAACAAUGUUUUCAAUGAAUAAAAAGGGGAACUCUUCCUUUACCCAGAAUCUUCAGAUCACAACUAAAAUAAACGUUAAAACAGCAGACUCACAAUCAUCAGAUAAUGUUGGCAUUAUAGGUGGAAGUAUUUCAGGUGUUGCUGUUGUUAUGAUUGUGAGCAUCCUUUUAGCUGUAUUUUUCUUAAAAAGAAGAAAUAAAAAAGAAACAGAUGGAUUGUAUCAAAAUGUGCCAUUUAUUGGAAACUCUGUUUCUAAUAAGAAAAAAAGAAAAAGUGAGACAAAACAUGAGAAAGAAACAACUUUUGAAGAUCUACAGGAGGUUGAUGAUGUUCCAAAUAUAGUUAGUGAAAUCACCGAAUACUCGAAUUCUCCUGAAAUUAUUGAACAAAUAGAUAGAAUUGGAGUGUCGGAGCUUUACGCUUAUGUCUGUGGGCGCAAAGAUACAUUUGAAGUUGAGUACCAGCAGAAACUACCAACAGGGCUACAAAAACCAUGCACGUUUGCCAGAAAGCCUGAGAACAUUGCUCUUAAUAGAUACAAUGGAAUUUACCCAUACGACCAUUCCAGGGUAAAAAUUAAUGGGGAUGCGGCUUUUUUUAUUAACGCAUGCUACAUUGAUGGGUACAAGCAAAAUAGAAGCUACAUAGCAUCACUAGGGCCAACUUCAAAAACAACAAACGACUUUGAAACAUUUUGGCAAAUGAUUUGGAACGAAAAAUCUGACUUGAUUGUGAUGCUCACAAAUUUACGUGAACACUCGGGAAUGAAAUGUGAGCAGUAUUGGCCAAAUGAUACCUCUAUGUGUCAGUAUGGCAAAGUUACCGUCACAAGUAAAAACACUGAAGUUUUUGCAGAGUAUACUGUGAGAACGUUUACGGUAUCAAAGGCAGAUGAACACCGUUUACUAACACAUCUUCAUUACACAGCAUGGCCCGAUAAAACUGUUCCAGAAGACGUCACAACCUUACUUGAGUUUCGACAAAGACUAAAGAGCACGCCAACGACUUCAGAGGGUCCAGUUGUUGUACAUUGCAGCGCGGGCAUCGGUCGAACUGGAACUUUGAUAGCAAUCGAUAGGCUGAUAGAAGAGGGCAUGGACAAACGUUCAGUGAACGUGUUUGAAUGUGUUAAGAGCAUGAGGGAACAGAGAGUAAAAAUGGUUCAAACACUUGAACAAUACAUUUACAUUCAUAAAGCUUUGGUAAUGGCUUUGACUUUUCGCGCUGAAGCUGUGCCCGUUGAACAAAUUAGUGAAUAUGUUAAACGAACAAAUGGAGAUAUGUUCAGCAAUCUAUUCCAGCAAUUGCAACAGACAAUUGAAACAGACAGCGAAGCAGAACAGAAAGCUCGCAUCAAAAAUAAAGAACGUUCGGGGAAGAAUCGUCGCGGAGCAGACAUUCCAGGCAGCCGAUUCAGCAUAUUUCUUCAUUUAAACAGAGAAGGGGACGAUUCUGAAUAUAUUAAUGCAGUAUAUAUAAACAGUUUCAAGAGAAAAGAUCACUUCAUUGCAGCGCAAUCACCUUUACCAAGUACGGUCGAAGAUUUCCUUGCUUUAAUUUACCAAGAAGGUUGUAGUUGUGUUGUCGCUAUGGAAGAUUUAAAUGAACCUGGAAUGACAGUCGGUAUGUACCUUCCUGAAGAGAAGAAAACAUUAACUGUUGGAAAUUUCAAAGUGUCAUGCUCAAGAUUAGAGACUAAACAGUCACACAUCAUACGAAAAAUGAAGAUAAAAUAUACAGGAAAGUAUGAAAGCGGGGAAAAGAGCAUUAUUCACUUUCAAUACACUAAAUGGAUGGCUGAGAACGAUAUUCCUGGUAAUGCAAGUGAAUUCGUGCAGUUUGCAAAUGAAGUUGAGGAGUAUGCAAAUGAAUUAGGGGACGAAAAAUCACCGGUCGUUGUGCAUUGUCUCAAAGCAAACGAGAGGAGUGGUUUAUUUUGUGGAGUAAUAAUACUUUUGGAGAAAAUAAAACAUGAGCGUCGGGUUAACAUUAUCGACAGUCUAAGACAUUUGAGAACAAGGAGACCAUCGGCAAUUACAAGCCAGAAACAACUUGAGUUCUGCUAUCAAGCUGCAAGUGCCUAUAUUAACCUGCAUAUGAAAAGUAUAUAGGCCUACACAGAAAAAAGGAACAUUGACGAAAAGGAAAAAGAAGUGACUAUAGUCUUUUCUUUUAAGGCAGA